AUGGUUGAUUAUGAGGUGACCCUGUUCACUGGCGAUCUGGCCUUUGCCUCUACGUUUGAUGAUAUCUACAUUAAGCUGGUCGGCUCAGGCGAGAGCCAGCGAACACUUCUCCCCCGGAGCUGGAUACCAUCUUUGUUUAAAGGAGGAGUGUCAAAGUGUACCAUAUCCUGCCCAAAAUCCCUUGGAAAGCUGGUGCUGAUUGAGUUACAGAAAGAGACGAUGUUCUUUAAUGACUCUUGGUAUCCUGCUAAGGUGGACGUGAAAUCCCCUGAAGGAGACACCUACCACUUCCCCAUCUACCACUGGAUCACUGACAGCGAGCUGCACUACUUCAGAGAGGGGGCAGCUCUCCUGGUCUUUGAAGACAAAUGCUCUGUUGAUGGUUACAGUCGGGAGCAGGAGAUUAAGCAGCAACAGGAAGUUUACUGCUGGGGUGUGUAUGAAGAGGGAAUUCCUCACUGCAUCAAGGCAGACAGUUUGCAGUCUCUGCCCGAUGACAUCCGCUUCUCUCUGAGUAAAACUGCAGAGUUGGCCUACACUGCAGCCACAGGAUUGAUAGAACUGGAACUGAUAGGAAUUUCUGAAUGUACGGAAAAUUUUACGUGUGUGGAGAAUAUUGAUCGCCUGCUAUGCGUCCAUCAGUCUAAAACAUCAGAGUACGUCAGACAACACUGGAAGGAAGAUGAUUUCUUUGGCUACCAGUAUCUAAAUGGUACCAACCCCAUCCUGAUCCGACGCUGUGAAGCACUGCCGGACAAGUUUCCUGUCACCAAUAAAAUGGUUUUCCCUGAUGGCAAACACAGACUGGCAGAUGAAAUGAAGAAGGGAAACAUCUUCCUGUGUGACUACAAGCUUUUGGAUGGAGUACCUACAAACACCAUCAAUGGGAAGAAGCAGUACCUGACGGCUCCUCUUGUUCUGCUCUGGAAAACUGGUGAUAAGAUGAAGCCAGUUGCUAUUCAGCUGAAGCAGAAACCAGCAAAAGACAACCCGGUUUUUCUUCCUACUGAUUCUGAGUACGACUGGUUGAUGGCCAAGAUCUAUGUGAGAAGUGCAGAUUUCAACCUGUUUGAACUCAAUACUCACCUGCUGCGCACUCACCUGCUGGCUGAGGUUUUUGCAAUGUCAGUGCUGCGUAACCUGCCCAUGGUGCAUCCUCUGUACAAGCUUCUCAUACCUCACACUCACUACACUCUGAACAUCAACUUCUUAGCUCGGACACGUCUAAUAUCAAGGACCGGAGUUUUCACUAAGUUCACAGCUUCUGGUGGAGAGGGUGUUUUCACAAUCCUGAAGAAAUCCCUGUCCUCACUGACCUACAGCUCCCUCUGUAUCCCAGAGGACAUCACAGAGCGUGGGCUGAAAGAUGUACCAAACUUCUAUUACAGAGAUGAUGGACUGAAGCUCUGGGAGAUCAUCCACAGAUUUGUGAGGGGAAUACUCAGCUUCUACUACAAGACUGAUGCUGAGGUCCAGCAAGACUCUGAACUGCAGAGCUGGAUUCAGGACAUCUUUAAAUAUGGAUUCCUUUCAAAAGAAAGUACAGGAAUUCCUCAGAAAUUCAGCACUGUGGAUGAGAUGGUCAAGUUUGUCACUGUGGUGAUCUUUAUUUCCUCUGCUCAACACUCAGCUGUCAACUCUGGACAGUAUGACUUUGGUGCCUGGAUGCCCAACAGUCCAACCACCAUGCAGCUUCCUCCACCAACCAAGAAGGGGACGGCAAACGAGAAAACCAUGUUGGAAUCAUUCCCCAGUGUUGACAUAACAGUUAAUGGCAUGGCCGUCAUGUGGUUACUCAGCAAGCAGUCCUCUGACCAUGUUCUUAUUGGCCAAUACCCAGAGGAGCAUUUCAGUGAGGAGGAGCCUCUUCAGAAGAUAAGAGCAUUUCAAGAAGAGCUCCAAAAGCUGAGUGCAGAGAUCAAGGCCAGAAAUGAGAAGGUUCCACUGCCAUACACAUACAUGGAUCCAGAUGUGGUUGAAAACAGUGUGUCCCUUUAAAAAAAAAAAAAAAAAAACUGAAGGAAAGUGUGUGCUCUGAUUUAUAACUGAUUUUUUACUUUCUAACUUUCUUAUAAUUGUUAAUCUUUAGUUUAUGAACACAAGGACAGGAGAACUGCAAAAACAGCCAUGAAGCUGCCAGAAGAAGUGGUCAGGUUUUUUUCACCUCGAGACAUGAAAUAAUAUUUUUUUCUCGAUUAUUAUAGCAGUGUGUUUUGUGUUUAUUAUCAUUUAGUAUACAAAAAGUGUACAAGGAACAGAAUUUCACUGCAACUGGCUCAACACAGGAUUAGAAAAAAAAGUUGUGCCAAAAAUGCAAUUAUAAAGGGCAGUGAUAAAAGUGAUCUUUCAGUAGGAGGCACUGCAGCCUCCACAGCACACAUAUGGUGAGUCAAAAUGCCCUCUGUGGUGCUGCUGUAAAAUACAGGGAGGAUGGGCAGGGGCAGGUGGGGGUCUUCUCUACACCAACCGUUCAGGUUGGUGUCGACUAGUCUAAUCUUUUCACUUCUCUGGUUGCACACUCGACCUGCUGGUGGAAAUGUGGGGGAACUGUCUUCAUCUUGGUUUUAACCAGGCCAAGAUGAUGACAACAGUGAGGAAGAGCGCAAUGUCUGCUGAGCAGUGGUUGAGACAAACUCAGCAUUAUUAGACCAGCUGUUCUUGAAGUAAAUAAACAAACCACCUCCUCAGGAUUUAACACUGGGUACACAGCUCCUGUCAGCACAAAAUGUAGCUAGUCUCUCAAUACUGAUGGCAUUGUGAAAUAUAAUAAUAGAUGGGAAACUGCCACUGUGAGGUUUCAUGUUCAUGUUGUUGUUUUCCACUUCCCUUGGAUUUUUUUUUUGUCUCAGUAUAAAUUAAUUGAACUAUAGUUUUUUUUUCUUUUUGCAGUAUUUUGCAUGUUUAGUGUUAGUAACUUUUGUUGGUGGUGGGGGGGGGUAGUUAAUGUAAAUCUGCAAAUUCUGAUAUUUUUUCUAGUCUAAAACCUGAUAAUUUCAUUCUUUCAAAUGAGAAAAUGAAUCAUUCACUACUGUUUUAACAAAGAUACAGACACAGACACUGAAAUCGCAGUCUAUGAGUAAGAUGUUGCUUCAUUUAGUCAUGCCAAUUAUCUUGAAAAUGACACAAUUCUAUUGUUUUUGCUUUGUUUUGCCUCUUUUGUAACAGCAGCGCCUCUCGCUGAUGGCAGCACGGCCGCAGACACUUAUCUCCAUGUUUGUCUGGCUGUUUGUCUUUUCUUGGAUGGGUGUUCUGUUAACUGUAAUUUCCCCAUUGUGGGAUCAAUAAAGUAUAAGUAAGUAAGUAUAAUACUGUGUAAUCACCACAUUGUGAUCAUGUUUAAACAUUAAACUCAAAGC
Messenger RNA from Archocentrus centrarchus (flier cichlid), 3356 nucleotides. RefSeq names its product hydroperoxide isomerase ALOXE3-like. Bases 1 to 1998 code for a protein of 665 amino acids. Lineage: Eukaryota; Metazoa; Chordata; Actinopteri; Cichliformes; Cichlidae. The transcript is spliced from 14 exons. Gene Ontology annotation, biological process: lipid oxidation. The record is from RefSeq and is a predicted model, not a curated record. Gene Ontology annotation, molecular function: iron ion binding; protein binding; oxidoreductase activity, acting on single donors with incorporation of molecular oxygen, incorporation of two atoms of oxygen.